Molecule: messenger RNA, 996 nt
Organism: Erigeron canadensis
Lineage: Eukaryota; Viridiplantae; Streptophyta; Magnoliopsida; Asterales; Asteraceae
Exons: 3
Coding region: 69-785 (238 amino acids)
Source: RefSeq, a predicted model, not a curated record
UUUCUCCUCGCAACAAAAACCAUCUCAAAAUUGUUUUUGUUUUUUUAAUUAAAAAAAAAAAGGAAAAAAUGGCAAAUGAAUUUCAGUCACUGAUCGGAGAAGAUGCAUUUGAAUCCGUCGAGUUCGACGUCGUCUCCGAUUCUGAGUCAUGGCAGGUUGUCGGUCACUCCGACUCCGACGACGGUGACGUCAUCACCACCGACGAUGACGUCAUCACCACCGACGAUGACGCCACCACCACCAUCGACGACGAGGAGAGUGAAGGUGUGCCGGAUGUUGAUGAUCUAAUUGAACGUCAGUUUGGAUCUCCGGUGUCUGAUAUUUCGGUAAAAUCGCUUGUUGAUGAGAUCGCUCCGAUUCACUCUCAGGAGGAAGUUAAACCUGCGUAUCUAAGUUAUCGGAAGCGUCAGAUGAUCGGCGAUUACGUGGCCGCCUUGAAAUCCGGUGGUUUGAUCGACGGCGUUGAUGAUCCGUACCAAAUCACUCAGGAAGUUAAAAAUGUGGGAUACGAAAUCGGUAACAGCCUUAGGGUGAUUAAUGAUUGUUACAAUGAGGAGGAGGAGAGUGAGGAUUCGGAUGUGGAGGAAGACGAUAAUUCGGAUUUGGAUGAUGAACUGGUGCCGAAAUGGUUGAGUAAUAAAUUCGAAAGACAACGGAUGAGGAAAUUGGGGAAAAGAGUGUAUCCGAAGAUGAAGAAAUCGAAAAGGAUGGUUAAUCAGUAUAACAAGCCAGGAUGUGUUCAUGGAAAACAUGGGUUAGGAUUGAAGCAUAAUCUCAUUUACUAAAGUUCCAUUUCGAUUAUGUUAAUUUGAUGUUGAUGAUGCUUUGAUUUGAACUAUGAAAUGUGCAGAAGUAAAUUAGGGUUUAACCGAUUGUUUUUUUACGGAUUAUGGUUUAGGAUUUUAGGGUAAUUUGGAUUUGGAAUUGAAUUGAAUGUACAGAUGAAGAAGAACCAUUUCUAAUCAAAAUGCAUUAUGAUAAUGAUCUAUAUGACUA